This is a messenger RNA of Knipowitschia caucasica, 2163 nucleotides long. Lineage: Eukaryota; Metazoa; Chordata; Actinopteri; Gobiiformes; Gobiidae. The record is from the annotation of a GenBank genome assembly.
AUGCUCAUAGUGGAGAAGACCACAGACUUCCCCUCAGCCGAGUUCUCGCUGGUGGAGGAUGUGGCUCUGCACUUCACCUGUUUGAUGGACAGGCUGAACAAACAGCGCCUCUUCCAGCCUCACCUCUGUGACGUCGACAUCGUCCUGGUCCGGCAGCACAGCACCUUCCCCGCCCACAAGGGGGUGCUGGCCGCCUACAGCCCCUUCUUCCACUCCCUCUUCGCGCAGAGCAAGCAGCUGCGGCGCGUAGACCUGUCUCUGGAUGCGCUCACGUCGCAAGGCCUUCAGCAGAUCCUCAACUUCAUCUACACGUCCAAACUUUCGGUGAGCGGCCGCACUGUCUGUGACGUGCUCAACACCGCCACCCUCCUGCAGAUGAGCGACAUUGCGGCUUCCUGCCGGGACCUCAUCAGCAACCACUCGCUCCAAAGCUUGGAAAUGGAUGGUUCGAGCGGCGUCGACCCGGCUCCCACCACGAUUACGCCGAGCCAGUUCUACCGCGAGAUCAAGCAAGAGGCCGAGCUCACCAAAGUGUUCACGCGAGAAGGUGUCGGCCCGUUCACGGUGCGAGUGGAGGAGAAAGCGCAGUUAAAGCAGUACUAUCAGAAAGAGGAGGUCUCGAGGGGGCGAGCUGAUGGGGGCGGAGCUGAAGGGAAAGGGGAGGAGUCUAAAACAGAAGGCCACACCUCAUUUAAUCGCGAUCAAAUUAUCGUGGAAGUGAACCUCAACAACCAGACGCUCAAUGUAUCCAAAGGAUCUAAGGGAAAAGUGGAAAACGCAGAGACUGUAGUGUUUGAUCGCUGCCGUGGUAACAAUGCCGAUUUCGAGGAUGACAACGAUGAAGAGGAGCGUAAAAGUGCUGAGAUGCUGGGCCAAAGCAGCGAGGAUGACACGGGAGAUGAAGAAGAAGAUGACGAGGGAGAAGAGAACGCCGUGGACAUCCCUGGGUUAGAGCAGGCGGCCAUUUUGGAUCGACCCUUCCUCCGCACCAGAAGCUUAGCCGAAGCCACGCGAGGGGCCAAUCAGAGCGGGGUCAGGCUACUGGAGGUGGAGGGGGCGGGGCAGAAGGUGAGGCUGGAGGAGAAACAGCACUUCUCCUGUAAAAAGUGUCCCAGGGUCUUCAAUAACCGCUGGUACCUGGAGAAGCACAUGAACGUCACUCACAACCGCCUGCAGAUCUGUAAUAACUGUGGGAAACGCUUUCUGUUGGAGAGUGAGCUGCUGCUGCAUCAACAGACCGACUGUGAGAAGAGCAUACAGUGUGUGACAUGUGGAAAGGCCUUCAAGAAGUUGUGGUCACUGCACGAGCACAACAAGAUCGUCCACGGUUACGCUGAGAAGAAAUUCUCCUGUGAGAUCUGUGAGAAGAAGUUCUACACUAUGGCUCAUGUCCGAAAGCACAUGGUCGCUCACACGAAGGACAUGCCGUUCACCUGUGAGACGUGUGGGAAGUCGUUUAAGCGCAGCAUGUCCCUGAAGGUGCACUCUCUGCAGCACUCUGGGGAGAAACCCUUCAAGUGUGAGAACUGCAGCGAGCGUUUCCAGUACAAGUACCAGCUGCGCUCCCACAUGAGCAUCCACAUCGGUCACAAACAGUUCAUGUGUCAGUGGUGCGGCAAGGACUUCAACAUGAAGCAGUACUUUGACGAGCACAUGAAGACACACACUGGGGAGAAGCCGUACAUCUGUGAGAUCUGUGGGAAGAGUUUCACGAGUCGUCCCAACAUGAAGCGUCACCGGCGCACGCACACGGGCGAGAAGCCGUACCCCUGCGAGGUGUGCGGCCAGAGGUUCCGCUUCUCCAACAUGCUCAAGGCCCACCGCGAGAAAUGCUUCAAACUGAGCUCCCCCCAGGCCCCAGAGAGCGCGGACCAGCCUACCUCUCCUGCCUCUGAUACCUCCAGUCAGCUGCAACUAGUGGCCACAUCAGGAACUGCACCCACCAACCAGAAUCUUCUCCCCGCCGCCCAGAUGCCCCAGCCUCUACAGCACUCUGCGGGGGGUCGGUCUCAGUCUCCUCCUCAGCUCCCCCCUCCUCCGCCGCUGUUCUCUUCUGGAACAACUUUCUCACCAUCGGAACGCACUUUCUUAGGCGAGCGGCGACAACACGAAGGUCUCAGAGGAAAACACACACCUAUCGCAAACUCGUUUUUUACAGAGUGA